Megalopta genalis is the source of this 1721-nucleotide messenger RNA. RefSeq names its product protein LSM12. Lineage: Eukaryota; Metazoa; Arthropoda; Insecta; Hymenoptera; Halictidae. The record is from RefSeq and is a predicted model, not a curated record. Gene Ontology annotation, molecular function: RNA binding.
GCGACAGGGAGCCCGCGGUUCUGAGUCCGUAGUGAAAAAUGGCCGGUGCCAACGAUUGUUUCAGCAUUGGGAGUACGGUGGCCUGUAAAACUUGUUACAAGGAGGAGAUCGAAGGCGAAGUGUUGGCAUUCGAUCCACAAACUAAAAUGUUGAUACUGAAAUGUCCUUCUUCAAGCGGAACACCCACGUUAAACGACGUACAUAUAGUAAAUUUAUCCUUGGUAUCUGAGGUCCAAGUAAAACGAGAAGUUAGCCCCACAACUAGCGAACCACCACAAAGCCUUAAUUUGCAAAAGUUAAACAGAAGAGUACGUAAUCAAAUCGAAGAGAAAAAGAAACUGGUAAUGGCUCUGCAGGCCGGAGUAUCCCCAGAAGGACAAAAGCUCUUCAGUACUAUAUCAAAGACAAUUCCGGAAAUAACGUGGAAUGGAACAAAUAUCGUUGUAUUUGACAAUGUCACGAUUAAACCUCCAUACAAAGUUGACAAUGUUCAUGGUAACACAGAAUCUGGAGCAUACAAGCAUGUAAAAAAAGUGGUCGAAAAACAUAUUAAAGAUACGGAGGCAUCCGCGCAGGCACAACAGCGAGAACAACAGCAACAACAAAAGCAAAAAGGAGGUGCUAUGCAAUAAAAAUUUGAAAAUGGCACUAUAUUACGAAUAAAGCUACCAAUGCUUUCACAGAAGUUCCAGUGUUUGAGGGAAAGUAGGAAAGAAAUGAAACCGGAUAAACAAGAAAAAAAACCAUUGCAGAACUACUAGAUAAGGCUAUCAUGGAAAAACCAGCAUCACAGACGAAAUUCACAUUUGUUUUGUUAACGGGGCAUUUUGGAGCGACCAAAGUGUAAAUCGAUCAUUCAAAUUCCAAAUAUGUUUCGAUCACACGUUAAUUGUAUUUGUAUGAGCAGCAUUUUGUAAAGCAAUGGAUUCGCGUCUCACCCGAAUUUUAGUAUAGAGCUGGCUCUUGAAUGAAGAGCGUUGUUUAUUUUAUCCGAUUAGCUGCCAUACAUCUUAUGUACUGCUGGAACUAUUGUUCAUACAUGUGCUCUGAUGCAGGUGUGUUUUAGUUUAGUUUUACAUUGUUACAAAAUACGUUUAGUAGUUGUUUACAGAUCAUUGAUACACCUGAUGGUAGCAUGACUCGAUUGCCAUACCAAGUACCAAAUUUUUUAAACAAUCAGUAAAUUGAUUAUCGCAAUUAUGAUCCAAGUCCGUAUGAAACGGUUUAACAACAGAAAUUUGUAGAAUCACUGUUGUAAUCGGGAGGGGAAACACGAUCAACGGCAAUGGGCACGUUUACAUGUGACUCAUUCAACUUCGUAAUUGACUGGCAUUUUACUUGUAUUCACGAAUUAGAAAUCGACAUUCGUCUUCAGAUCAUCGCUGUAGUACUAUCGAUCUCUCAAAAUUUGUAAACAAAGAACAAAAACGGAAACGUUACACUUGAUCACGCCUGCGUCGGCACGAGACGUCUUCAGUCGUGACUCAACAUUGUUAAAUGAAGGAUAUUCCCUUGCAUAGAACGAGCGAAGAAGAAUUGUUAUUUAAGAGAAACAACAACUUGGUCUGUGCAAGGGCAACUGCCGUCUAGCUUGCACAUAGGAGUAACUUCAUUUGCAAUUCAAACUACGGAACACGUCUCGUGCCCUUUACUUUUUGAACGCGGAGAAAAAAUGUAAAACGGAAAGAAAAGAAAGAUUAUAAAAAUUAAUUACACGAAAA